Messenger RNA from Mytilus trossulus (common blue mussel), 578 nucleotides. Its product is annotated as CDGSH iron-sulfur domain-containing protein 3, mitochondrial-like. The record is from RefSeq and is a predicted model, not a curated record. The transcript has 3 exons. Gene Ontology annotation, cellular component: mitochondrion. Bases 98 to 469 code for a protein of 123 amino acids. Lineage: Eukaryota; Metazoa; Mollusca; Bivalvia; Mytilida; Mytilidae. Gene Ontology annotation, molecular function: 2 iron, 2 sulfur cluster binding.
CAAGAACUCUCAAAUGCGAUUUUCGGCUCGCCCCACAUAAAGUCCCAGAAAUGUCAUUUUAAAUCAAUCCUUUACCAGUACAAUCCACAAAUAAAUAAUGACAACAAGCGAACAAACAAACAAGAAGCUUUAUCCAGCUGUUGCAAUGUAUGGACCUUAUACAGUUAAAAACGUCAAAGAAGGUGAACAGAAACUAUGGUGUGCUUGUGGUCUGAGCAAACAACAGCCUUGGUGUGACGGUUCACAUAAGGGGACUGGAAUUAAACCUGUAAAAUGGACAGUUAAUAAGGCUCAGAGACUUUACCAGAUUUGUGCAUGUAAAUAUACAAAGGACCCACCCUAUUGUGAUGCCACUCACACAAACUUACCAACUGAAAUAUUGGACAGACAGGAACAUUGUGAAGACAGAGCUGGACAUGAACCCACAAAAAAAUUAUGCACAGGAUGUGGCUGGAUACCGGAUUUUUAAUUAGUAAAAUGAAAUAAAUACUGAGUGUUAAUUGUUAUCACCAUCACAUAUAUAAUUAUAUAUUACUUGUACCAUUAUUUCAUGAUUUACUAUUGCUAAUUCAAAACGA